UAAAUAAAGUCGUUACCGGAUAAGGCAGAAUGGUUCGAUUUCGAUCUGCAUUUGUGAUCGUGUAAUCAAUUAAAAUUCACUCAAGCUAGCGCCUUUUUAUUCCUUAUUUUAUUUUUGUUUUAUUUAUUUCUUUUUUUGUUUUCUUUCAAGGGUAAUUCAAAUCUGCCCACUCGCAUCGCCAACCUUGGGAAGUGAGCACCAGUGCAUGCAGGCGCUUGGGCCGUUGGGAAAAUGACCUUGACACUUACCUUUCCUGGGGACACUGCUCAGGUAGUGUCAGCGCAAAGCCAGAGUUCAUUUCCACGUCAGGAGGGACAACCUAUGUUGACAGGGAGGACAGUGAAGAUCUAUACGCAAAGACAGUCUCGUUCCAACUCUGGGGUUCCUCCUCUUGUGAUGGACUGGCCGGUCGGCUGUCUGUCUGACGUACUUGACGUCUGUCUGUGCCGUUCGUCUGAUGCAAUUUUCUGUAGGUGAUGCAUGAAUCCGCACCAAUAGGUUCGUUAACUCUCAGUAGAAGGAAUAGUCACAGGCUGUACAAUGUAAUGACUCCCACUUGGUAUAGAACCAAUGAAAAUAGUUGUGACAUAAACUGGAUCACUAACGGAUCCGAACCAAUGAACCUAAGGAAAGACAUCCGUUGUGGUUUCAACUGCAAGGACUACACAGGCUGACAUUUAAUUGCCCUGAACUGGACUGACCUGAAACAAUUGUUGAUAUAAAAAGCUAAAUUGUUAGUAAGAAGAACAGGGUGAACUAAAUGUUAAGCAUCAAACCAGUCAGUGUGUCUGUCACGCAAGAGAACACACACACACACGCACACGAGCAGCUGCAACUGUGGGCGAUAACUGCCACGUUUUGCAUUUGCGUUGAUCGCCGACGCAGUAGGAAAAGACAACUCAGCGGGAAGCUGCCUCGUCAAACACUCCACAUCGAUCAACUUCCUGUCUUGGAGUAGGAAAAAUAAGAACAUUAUCGCUAGAAGUCAACCAGAAAACCCCGCGAUAUUUCCAGAAACAGCACGUGGUAUGCGCAACCAAGUUCAUUGUGAGUGCUGUUACCUUUUAAGAUCUUUCAAUCGCGGUAACUUUGUUUUUGUUUUAGGUUAACUUUGGAAAAAACAGGCAUUGACACUGAGAGAAAGUGCUUCGAUUCCUGUUGAAGAACUGAGUUGAUGUACGAGGAUUGACUUGAUGCAGAAUCGUUUGAAAUGAUGACCGUGAUUGAUCAGCUGACUGGAGUGAGAGACUGAGCAGUUGGUUAUGACACAAAGUGACGAUCUGUCAGCUAUCAUUUCAACCAAGGUUAGUCUAGAACAGCUGGCAAGAAGCGCGACACUUGAAAGAAGAGAUUAACCGAGUCUGGUGCCUGAAUACAAAGUGUCCUUUGACAACGGGACGUCGCUACUGUCGUCCUUUUUUUUUCACUUGGUCCUCACAAGAACAGCAACUCUGGCUUCCCGGGCUGCUAUGUUAAACCGGAAGCCGACCGCCCGGCGACAGCGGCGGCGCUCCAAUGGCAGCAAGCCACGGCGAUGUUCGGCGCCCACUGUGCUGGGACCACCCCGGGUGCAGCUUGACGCUGUUCCCUUCCAACGAGGACAUCCCCAGCCGCAUGUGCUCCACUCCACAGCCCCUCCCAUCGUUGUCCCCGUGGCGCACUCGGUGGACUCUGGGGUCACGUGGCUCAAGGCCCAGAGAGCCUACGCUCAGCAGCUGGCCCCGGGUCAGAGCAGCUAUCAGCUGUGGCCCGGAUACGGAAACUGCUUGGACGGGGGGUCGCUGACGAGUGGAAGUCAGCCCACACCGCCUCCAUCUGAGAAGGCCCUAUACGAGAGCACUGUGGUAUGGACUGAUGUGGACGAUCCCGAUCAGGCAUUCUCCUUACUGGGGAGUCUGUGCGAAGCAGGCGUGGAAACCAACAAUCCCUGCGACUUCAUCUUCAGGGCAUUUUUUAUUCUGAGUGGAACAUGGCCUGUAACGGUGUUUCUUGUUGGCUUGCUGGCUCUUCCUAGUCAUGACAACUAUUGGUGUCAACUACCUGCACGAUUGCCCCGUGGAGCCCAAGCUGCCCAUCUACUUGGUGGUCGGCGGCUGCUUCGGCAUCAUCAAGCUCCUCUUCCUGCUGUGGAAGCAGAUCAAGCGGCACAAAGAGGACAUGGGCGACCUGCACGACGACGAGGACCUGCUGACCAUGACGCGCAUGACUAACAUCGCCCUUAACAUCUUCCUCUGCGUCUGGUUCGCCUUCGGCCACUACUGGGUCUUCCACAUCUGGAAGCCCCACUUCAGGGCGCCCCUGCACGAGCCCCGCAACUGGUGCGACGAGACGGUCUUCACUUUCUC
This is a messenger RNA of Pomacea canaliculata, 2345 nucleotides long. RefSeq lists its product as uncharacterized. The coding region runs from base 1470 to 2210 and encodes 246 amino acids. The record is from RefSeq and is a predicted model, not a curated record. The transcript is spliced from 4 exons. Lineage: Eukaryota; Metazoa; Mollusca; Gastropoda; Architaenioglossa; Ampullariidae.